AUGAAGGAAAUUCAGCAUUCGUUUGAAAUUUUGUUGCAGAUAUUAGAACUCAAGCGGAACGUCAGACAGAAAAUUAGAAGCGGUGAUAUCAAUCAUAAAAUUGGUACAACAACAAUUUCUACUACUACUCCUACUAUUAGUAUCUCUACUACUGCUACUACUACUAAUACUGCUACUACUACUACUGCUACUACUACUACUGCCACUACUGCAACUUCUACUACUACCGCUACUACUAAUACAACAUUUACAACAACAAUUACCACUGAUACUAAUAAUACUACUACUGCUUCUGAUUACUAUAGUGCUGUUUCUGAAUUGUCAAAGGAAGCCAUUGAAGCUGCAACUGAAGAGAAUCGUCAACUUAAGAAAAAAGUGAACAUUCUUGAAAACGAACAGAAACUUACUUUGACCGAACUGGUGAACUACAGCGAAAAUCACGAGAAAACCGAAUACGACGACAAUUCCGACGAAAAUUCGCCAAAUUUUCGCAACCUAUCGCUGAACGCAGAAGAGACCGCAGGUGAAGAUUUAUUUCCGAAAUGGGUGAUGGCCCUGAUAUUUGCGAUUAUCGCCGGUCUCGGAUUGGCAGUUGCUGUCACGGCCCUCUUUUUAAAUAGGAGUGAGUGA
Molecule: messenger RNA, 630 nt
Organism: Helobdella robusta
Lineage: Eukaryota; Metazoa; Annelida; Clitellata; Rhynchobdellida; Glossiphoniidae
Exons: 3
Coding region: 1-630 (209 amino acids)
Source: RefSeq, a predicted model, not a curated record